Racocetra persica is the source of this 419-nucleotide messenger RNA. The record is from the annotation of a GenBank genome assembly. Lineage: Eukaryota; Fungi; Glomeromycota; Glomeromycetes; Diversisporales; Gigasporaceae.
CACUUAAUAUUGAAGAUAAAAGGCCAAAAAUUUUACUGAAUUUUCGAAUUUCUGUCGAUGAUGUAGAUCAAAUAUGUAAUCCAAAAAGUGAUGGUAACUGUGGAUUUAGAGCAUUUGCUAUUGCUAUUCGAGGAAAUGAAGAAAACUGGAAUCUUGUUAAACUGGCUAUGAAUGGUCAAUUGAAUAAGCAUAUAGAAGUUUAUAAAGACUGGCUGGGUUACGACAUUAAUUUACUCAAACGGAUAUUAGAGUCUCGGGCAUCACCAUGUACAUCUUCACUUUGGUUUUUGUUACCUGAUUGUGCACAAUUGGCUGCUGAUACUUUUUCUGUUCCUAUUGCUAUCUUUGAUGAAAAGGAUGAACAAUGCGCAAUGUUUUUUCCAUUAGAAUCAGCACCAAUACAUAGAAAAAAUCCGAUU